This is a messenger RNA of Ostreococcus tauri, 807 nucleotides long. Its product is annotated as unnamed product. The record is from RefSeq and is a predicted model, not a curated record. Bases 1 to 807 code for a protein of 268 amino acids. The transcript has a single exon. Lineage: Eukaryota; Viridiplantae; Chlorophyta; Mamiellophyceae; Mamiellales; Bathycoccaceae.
AUGCGCACCGUCGCCCGCGCGCCCGCGUGCGCGCGCCCGUCAACGAGCGGGCGUCACCCAUCGCGAUCGUCCAUCGCUCUGAGCUCGCGCGCGGCGACAUCGAGCGCGCGCGCGGCGUUUUUACAGAUUUCACCGCGUCGCUCUUCGACGCGCUCUCGCGCCCGCGCUGUCUCCCCCGGGGCGUUCCUGUGGUGGAGCCGAGAGAAGGAGCUUCGCAAGCGAUGGAAGCAGCUCUGUGAGUUCGCCGCGGACGAGAUACCGCUCGCGUCGCCGCUCGCGUCGACGAAAUCUUUGAUUCGGUGGGUCGGGGAGUAUCCGCUCACGGCGGCGUCCGCGCUCACGGCGGUGGCCGGUGGCGUCUCGGCCGCGAUCUCGGCGGCGGUGAUACCGGCGGUGAUUGGUAUCGCGGUCGUCGCGCUGCCCGCGGUGCUCUUCGCGGCGGUCGGAACCGCGGCGGUGGCGACGCUCGUCGGAGCGCUCGUGCUCCUGAUGGCGCUCCCGGCGCUUGGAUUCUUAUCCGUGUUCGGGGGGACGAUCGCGGCCGCGGCGAGCGCGAAACUCUUGCCUCUCGCUAUCUUAGGUUCGGGACUAUUGUUCGGCGCGAAAGCGAUCGAGUUCGGGGUGAAGGGCGACGCGAGAGCGCAGCGGCUCAAGGCGGGCGCCGACGCCGAGCCCGAUUCGUGGGCGCCGAGGAACGCGAACGCCGACGCCGACGAGGACGAUGAGAACGCCGAGGACUACGAAGAAACGGUGAAGAGAAACUUCGAUGAACGGCUCCGAGCGCUCGACGGUGAGAAGAAGAAAUGA